Molecule: messenger RNA, 294 nt
Organism: Aphanomyces astaci
Lineage: Eukaryota; Oomycota; Saprolegniomycetes; Saprolegniales; Verrucalvaceae
Exons: 3
Coding region: 1-294 (97 amino acids)
Molecular function (GO): nucleic acid binding
Source: RefSeq, a predicted model, not a curated record
AUGAAGGUCGCGUACCAGCCCCCCAACUCGCCGGAUCUCAACAUUUUGAAACUUGGCUUUUUUCGUGCGAUCCAGUCACUACAAGAAAAGAACCACUCCCGCAACAUUAGAGAGGUUUCGCAACUCAUCUUUAUCAUCACCCUCAGCUGUGUCUGCCAAAACCGGAAGUGUCGCUUUUGGUUCAGCCGCCACCUUCGUGAGGGGAUGGUUGUGCUGGCCAACAUAUUCCUUGCAGCACCAGUCGGCAAGCUAGACCUGACGCAGGCGUUCAGUGUCGCGGAUGAAGCCUGUUAG